Molecule: messenger RNA, 1350 nt
Organism: Hydra vulgaris (swiftwater hydra)
Lineage: Eukaryota; Metazoa; Cnidaria; Hydrozoa; Anthoathecata; Hydridae
Product: stomatin-like protein 2, mitochondrial
Biological process (GO): mitochondrion organization
Cellular component (GO): mitochondrion; membrane
Source: RefSeq, a predicted model, not a curated record
UAUUGUUCCACAUUGGUACGGAAUAUGAUGAACAAAACAUUGGUUUAGUUUGUCAUCAUUGUCUCAUGUUAAUGUGAGGCAACAGUGAACAACACAUUGAACAAAAUUUAUAAUUUUUUACUCAUUUUCUAAAACUGCAUUUUAAAGUCUUCAAGUCAACCGAAUAUGUCUAUCUUUAUUUCUAGAAUUUCAAGCUGGAAAUUUUUGGUUGUUAAACCCAAUGAACUUCGUAAACUUGCUUUUUAUUCCCGAGGAGAUGGUAUGGCAAAAAGACCUCUUCCAGUUAAUACUGGAAUAAAGUUUGUACCACAACAAGAAGCAUGGAUUGUUGAAAGGUUUGGUAAAUAUAAAGAAACGCUACUACCGGGCUUAAAUCUGCUUAUACCAAUUAUUGAUGAAAUUAAGUAUGUACAAUCACUUAAAGAAAUAGCUAGUGAAGUUCCGCAACAAUCUGCAAUUACUAAAGACAAUGUGACUCUGCAUCUUGAUGGUGUUUUAUAUUUUCGUGUUGUUGACCCAUAUCAGGCUUCAUAUGGUGUAGAGGAUCCACAUUUUGCAAUUACUCAGCUUGCUCAAACUACAAUGAGAUCUGAACUUGGUAAAAUGGCUUUGGAUGAGGUAUUUAAGGAAAGAGAUACUUUAAAUUUAAUGAUUGUUGAGGCAAUAAACAGUGCUGCAAAAGUUUGGGGAAUCAGAUGUUUGAGAUAUGAAAUAAGGGAUAUUCAAUUGCCAGAGAAAGUGAGAGAAUCUAUGCAAAUGCAAGUGGAGGCUGAAAGAAGGAAGCGAGCUACUGUACUUGAAUCAGAAGGUCAACGUGAAUCACAGAUCAAUCGAGCAACAGGUGAAGCAAAUGCUAUUAUGGCCAAAGCUAAAGCACGCGCUGAAGCAAUUAAUCUAAUAUCUAAUGCUUUAAAUCAAACAUCUGGUAAUCAAGCUGCAGCCCUAUCUGUUGCUGAACAGUAUAUCCAAGCAUUUGGUAACUUAGCAAAAACUAGCACUACAGUAAUUUUACCAUCAAAUACAAAUGAUAUCUCAUCAAUGGUAGUGCAGGCAAUGUCGGUAUACCAGUCAAUUAACAACAAUUUACCUGGAGGUUCUAAAAAAGCAAUUGAUGAUAGUGAUGCUGCUGUUGAUGAUAAACAAUCUUCUUCUGAUUUAUCUAAAGUUAAAGAUUCAAUUGGUUUUUUAACACAGAAGGAAUUAGAGAAGUUUGCUUCUAAGCAAGAUUUUAGCAUUUUAACAUCUCCGUCGCGAAAAACUGAUUAUUAAUAACAACUUCUUAAGAAUUAUGUUGUAUUAUUUACAUCGAAAAACAAACUAAAAAUAAUUUUUAAAAAUUAUUUUACAUGA